This is a messenger RNA of Babjeviella inositovora NRRL Y-12698, 6393 nucleotides long. RefSeq names its product Blm3p (gene BLM3). The coding region runs from base 1 to 6393 and encodes 2130 amino acids. Gene Ontology annotation, biological process: proteasomal ubiquitin-independent protein catabolic process. The transcript has 2 exons. NCBI's taxonomy places the organism in Eukaryota, Fungi, Ascomycota, Pichiomycetes, Serinales. Gene Ontology annotation, cellular component: nucleus; cytosol. The record is from RefSeq and is a predicted model, not a curated record. Gene Ontology annotation, molecular function: proteasome binding; peptidase activator activity.
AUGUCCCCAAUCCCGUCUGAAUUGGCCGCUCCCGUGGCAAUUCGAGGCUCUGCUGCCAGAAGGUUGCUUCCAGACAUUUCGCCACCCGCUAGCAAUUCGCCACCUACCCGUUCCUCGGUCAGCCCAGGAAAACACCAACAACGCGAUUCAUUGGAACACUCCAGAAUGCAGGGAUACGCUCUUGAUUACCCCAAAACUGCGAGCUACAGCGAUAUCCAAGCAUUACAGAUGGACGAAGCGUCUCGCUUCUUUGCGCGUGCAAAGCCGCGCACCUUGGAUAUGCCGCAGUUGUUGCCAUACGAAACCGAAACGCCGCAGAAUCAGGCCAAGUAUCUCGCGCACAUUGUCUCUCACUUGUACAUCGCCGUGAAGACGCUCGACUUACAGGGCCUUUUGGUGGUGAGUCCUAAGGACUUGGUCGCUUUGAAAGAUACCCCGGGGUUUUCUGACGUCCAGUUGGCCUUAGACACCGGAUUGUUCCAGUUGGAUUCGCACGACCAGGAGGAGGCGAUUGAAGAUGAGGUGGAUGACGAUGACGAUGAUGACGGUGAGGUUUCCUUAACCAGCACGGCGGUCGUAGGGUCACCAAAGUCGUCGGCCGUGGUGAGCGUACGCCACUGGACCAACGAGUUGAAUGUGUGGAUGAAGAUGAAGUUCGACAUGCCCGUGCAGUUGCGGAUUGCGCUCGCGCGUGUCUACUACGCCAUUUGUCUUUCCCGUGGGCAGUCGCUCUCAUUGCAGACGUUUCUCAACAUGUUCAACCAGUUGGUAAAAGACAAGCCGUUGAUGAAGAAGCACGGCUUGAGACUUGCCUGGCGGCCACUCUUCAAAGAGUUUGAGAAUGAGUUCCCCAAGUACGACGCAUUGGUAGACGAUAUUGAAACUAAAUCCCAUAAUGACAUGCUCACUCUCGCUCUUAACGCGAACCAGUUUUUUGACCCGGCCGCGACGGAGGAGAUUAUCAAGGAGGUUUUGAGCAGGUUUUCGUUGCUGACCGCAUCUUUGACCAUCUCUACAUUGUAUGCGCUUCUUCCGUGCACAUUCAACGCCGGCUCUGACGUGCGUGACUACCUCCCGUCCAUCUUCAACAUCUGGGCUACCACGGUCAAGACGAAGGGCAUCGAUGGCCACCUCAGCGGUUUGUUGGGAAGAUUGGCGGAGCAGUACAUCCGCUACUUGGCCAAUGAAGUUGAGUACGCUUCCGCCGAGGAAAACAAGGAGCGUUUGUCCAUCUAUGGAGUCUUUUCGCAGGCCCAGUUCUCGUCUAUUACCAAUGUCUUGCUCAACUCGUUGAACAUCAACCCCGAGAUGCUCAACCCGUAUCCCUCCUCCAACGUGUACCAUGGCUAUGCGGCGUGUAUUGUUUUCUCUAUGAAUGGUGAUGCUGCACUCGUGCCCGAUGGUAUCAUGGACCAGGUUGCGUUAUUGGUCAACGCGAUUGCCACGUACAUUCACCCCUCCAACGCCGGCGCAUGGACUGGCUCUAUUACCAAGGUGAUUGACUCCUUAAUUUACCAGUACCACAAGCGAUUGAACCAGGAAAAAACCUCCUUGCAGGGCCUCCCCGAAGCUGUCAAGUUGAGUCCGGCGGUCACGAAGCAGUUUGUCAAGAUCAUGUUGCCUGUGGUCAUAACGGGUAUUCAGUCGAAGAAGGACUCGGUCAUCAACACCUUUGUCCAUAGCUUAAGCUUAUUGGCCUACUUGAACCCUGAGUACGUGUUGGAUACUGCCUUGUUAGACAUCUACGAAUCGUUGGAGGGAGUCAUUUCCUCUCACAGAGUCCAUUCGGCCAUGAAGGUCUUGGCCGCUUUGGUGAGAUACAUGGCCUCGACUCCAGUCUACCGUGUGCACGUCACCCGAGUGUUAACCAUGGUUAUCCCGGGCAUUGAUUCCAAUGAUUUGUUCAAAACCUUGUAUACAUUGAACAUUUUUACCGCCGCCUCGUCGUUCAUUCCCUUUUCUGACUUGUCAGAUGGAAAUCUGGACACCGGGAUCGCCAUGCAGUUCAUUCAGCAACACCUAGAGUACCUUGAGAUUCUCAAGAUCCACGACGGUGAUGAGGCAGCGUUAAGUGCGUAUGGUAUUUCUCUGGAGCGGUUCUUUUACGAACCAGAAUUUGAGCUUGAGGCCUUGAAGUCCUCGUCAGUUGCAUUUAACGAAGUGAUCAGGUUGUUCUUCGGUCGCAUGUAUAUCUUGCUUGAAAACUUGACGGACCCGUCAAAGACCAAGGGUGGGUUGGAAAAGGCCGUACUCAUGGCGUUGCCCAAGUGUGUCAACCAGAUUUUUGAAGCUAUGCCUGGCAGCUAUUUUGCCAAAAUUGCCGACGAGUUUUUCGCUUACAGCAAAGACAGUCUUCAUCAUUCAACCGCAGAGGCCACUGCUUCGAUAAGCGGCUUCAUUGUGAAGCGUGAUCCUGCUUUCUUCAAGAAGUAUAUGGAGUACUUGAUUCCUCGUAUCAGAGAGGAAAUUAAGGAAGGGGCUGGUGCUCAGAGAACCGGAUCCGAGAUUGUUCCGCGUGAUGAGCCGUUGUUUUGUAACCUCUUGGUGCUCAAUUCCUGUGUUGAAUACGGCGGUGUUCAGAUCCUCGACUAUCAGACUGAGUUGGUGGCGUUAGUGACUCAUCUUAUGCAGAACGUCAAGGGACCAAGUGUGUACAUCAGUACCUACUUGAUCCACCAGAUUUUACACUCUGUUUCCACCAUCCGGCUUGCCGAAACCAGAUUGAUUUCUCCAUCAUACACGCUGAAGCAUGGCAUUACAGCUGAGUGCUGGGGUGGAUUCCAGUUCAGCGACGAGAGGUUCAGCAAACUGAACUUGACCUUUGAGUGGCACAUCCCCAAUGGUGCGGAGAUCACCUUUGCGGUGGAUGCGUUUGAGAAGAUUGUUAACGAGGCGUUGGGAAACCUUUCCGCUCUUAUGAAGCUAACUCCUACGAAGGAGGCGGGAAAGCCCCGUAAUUUACUUGAUUUUACGGACGACUUCCGUCACAACUUGUUGUGCAUCUCGCACGCCUUGUCUGGUGUUGCUCAGUUGCUGGACCCGUUGUAUGAUGCCAAGGUCCCAAAGCAUCGUCAAAGUUCCCAUGGUGGCCUUCAGAGUCGAUUGAUGGUUUUGAGACAGAUCCGUGCAUCGUCAGGCGGUGCUUCGACCCCGACGCCGCAGGAGUGGUUGUUUGAUGAUUCGGUGAUCAACACUCCUACGACCAUUCCCAAUGACAAUGUUCUUUUGGACCAGAAUGAUGAUGAUGACGAUGAUAUCGGCGGCGAGGACCUGAGAUUCGGUGCAGAGGUGCCAAUGACGUCGGAGCCCACCCCUUCGGCUACCUCUCCGCCAACACCAGGAAUUGACGGGGAUGCUGACAACAUGACUUUGAUGAAUCCUACCUUCACGUCAAGAGACUCGAAGUUGUACUCUAGUAACUACUUCUUCGGCCAAGAGAGCGAUGACAGGCUUGGACACCCCUUAUAUCGGAAGAUCCACCAGCUCCGGGCUAAGGUUGGGAAACACUUGGAAGAUAUCUGUACCUUCUUGAUCGAUAACCAUGAAAACGACAUCACCUUGUUCAAGAUCUUUUUGCAUUCCUUAACCACGUGGUUCUAUGAUGUCGGGUUUGACACCAGCCACGAACAGAAGACUGCUAGUUACAGAUACCUCUACACGAUCCAGCAUAUCAACCGGGUGCGCAAGCCGUUUACCAGAUCCGGCUUUGGGGCGAGACUUGAGCUGUACCACCGUCAGAGGGCUAUUAUCCACGCGAGCAGCCGUGUUGCGACUGAUUUGGACAAAAAGUUGAUUGCUAAAACCGCCGAGUUGUGCAACUCUGUCUAUAUUGACAUUUCUCGUUCUGCACAAGUGGCAAUGAGUAGAAUCAUGAAAAAGGUGUUGGGCUCAUACUCUCUUUUCAUGAAGGUGACAUUUAAGCACAUGGUGGAAUCGCUCAUCGCGAACGACCACAACAAGAUCGAAAGUGGGUUACGUUCCUUUGCCCACAGAGGGGUGAAGCGCAAGAUUUCUGCUGACUUUAACAACAUCAACGAGUAUGCCUCCAUCUUGCUCAGGUGUAUGAAUGUGGACAAUGUCAGGGUCAGUGAUAUCGCGCAGAAACUUUACAAGAGCUUUUCCAAGCACUUACGGAUCCCGUCAAGCAUUUGCCUUAUUGAUUUGGACGAAGUGGAUAUUAUCAAGCCGCGUGACGAUUUGAUUGAGGUUGAGGUGAGGGCGGUGCGCAUUGCCAAAGAGAGCAAGAGAGACGCAUACUUUAAGAAGUUGACGACGCUUGAGCACACCAUUGUGGACGUUCAACGAAACACUAAACAUUGGAAGUCCAAGCUUUUGAAUGUGAAUUUGCUCUGCUCCAUCCAACAAGACUUAGAGGUGGCCUCUAAUUACGAUGUCAUGGAAAUUUUGAUGAAGGAAUCCACAAACCUGCACCCAGACAUUUCCCGCGCCUCUGUUAAGGGCCUCAAUUCCCUCCUCACCAAGUUUGAAGAUUUGAGUGCGUACAACUACGAUCUCGGCAAGCUUGCAGAUUUAGGUCACUUCCCAGACGACGUCUUGACGGUCAGUACGAAGGGCCAACCGGGAAAGUCUUUCACCUCAACGCUACAAAAGGAGUUACACAACCAGACUGAUCCUUCUUUCUACUUUGAUAAUAAGCUCUCCACUGGCUGGUUAUUCUGGGGUGAUGAGUUGACCGUUGUUAAGCCGCAAGCCUUCUAUCAGUUGGCUUUAAAUGAGCACGAUGAACAUGUUUUAAAAAGCUUCUGCAAGUUAAUCACCAAGGACUGGUUGACGAAACUUAUUGGUGUUGUGAUUGAGGAGAAUGAAGAACGUGCCACCUUCCAGGGUACGGACGUGUUCCUCUUCAGAGUUGUCAUUCAGUUGAUUUCAGCUGGUUAUGUCGAGAGUUUAAAGUUUGUGGAUCUCAUUGACAUCGUUAACGAGAAGUACUCGAGAGACGAAAAAAAUGUGCAUGUUGUCAUCUGCGAACUUUGUGCUGGCUUCCUUAUUGCCUCCAAGUACACUGCUGUCGAGUUUGUGGAUAUGAGAGAUGAAUUCUUGUCUACGACCUUAACCAGAGUUCUCGAGGAUGAUUUGUCCCCUGAGAACAAGGGUGUGUGGAACAUCUUGUGCUGGUGGGUGCCGUCACAUUGCGACAUCCGUCGUUACCCAAAGACCGCUCACUUGUUGACCAGCUUCAAGCUCGACAAGACGUCUGAUGCUGCCUUUAUUGAAUCUACCAGGCUUUCGUAUUUGAAAUCGUUUGUCAACAGCAUCACGUGGAAGUAUGUUGGUGCCGACACGUUGCUCAAGAAUUGCUUUGAGAACAUAGACCAUCCGUACCAAGCCGUUCGUGAACAAGUGGCAAAGUUGGUUACGGUGUUGAUCUAUACCCAUUUCAACACGUCAUAUUCGUGUUUGCAGCAGUAUGUUUCCGCGAAUAAUGCUGCCGGUGAUUUGGGGUGUGAGCCCUUCCUUCUUGGUCAGAGCUCACACAACUUUAUUGUCAAGUCCUUUGAGCAGACUGAGCAGUGGCGUGCCGAGACCGAAGGCAUGAGUCCGCAGGCAGUUAUGAACUCCAGAUAUUUCCGUGCUUCCCGUACCCUUUUGUGCAUGAUAAAGCAAAUAUCCCUCACCUCGUCGUCCAUCGUUCUUGAAAGAUACUUGGUAGAUUAUUUGUGGCCAUUCUUGAUGCACCUCUCUGGUUUCAAAGACGUUUGCAAGUUGGCAAACAUUAAUCCACCCCGUGUGUUCCUCAAGUUGGCCCAGCUCCCUUACCGCGCAUCCAUGCUCGAAGGAAUCAUCACAAAUGUGGAAGCAACGGUGUCGGCCGAGAACCCUUCCAAGAGAAGUCUUAUGAUUGUCAGCGCGUUUAUCCAGAUUUUCUAUUUCAAGAAUUUCUUCCUACUCUCGCAGCCACAAAAACAGAAGAUUUUUAACAUGAUCUCUAAGUUGUGUUUCGCCAAGAUCCUCGAAGUCCGCGAAUCUGCUGCCUCCACUCUUUCUGGUAUGGUUCACCUUUCGGACUCGCAGAAGGAUGAUGAUUUUGUGUCGCAAGUUUUGCAUAGGUGCACACAGAUCCUUAUGCAGAAGAACAGAGGUAAGAUCUCUAACGAGGAAUCGGUUAGUCUUCAUGGUGCCACCCUAGGACUUGGGUCUUUGAUCAACGCAUUCCCGUAUGCUUCCCCGCCACCAAAAUGGGUCCCAAGAGCGCUUGCCAGCCUCGCAAAGUACGCGUCUGGUGUGCAAGGGGUAGUUGGUAGGACAGCCAAGGAAACUUUGAGUAACUUCAAGAAGACGAGACAGGAUACAUGGGAGGUGGAUAGUAAAUCGUUCACCUCGGAGCAAUUGGAAGACCUUGAGGGAGUGUUGUGGAAAAGCUAUUUUAUUUAA